GUGUAUCGAUCAGUCAAGUUUUACAACUUAGGAUUUCAACCUUUGAAAUUUUCAACCUGACAACAAUUAGUCGACCAACCUAUCUUCAUACUCGACGUUAUCGACAGGAACCAUGGCUUCGACUGAAACCCGUCCGGCGGACGUCGCCGACCCUACGGUCAAGACGGCGGCACUCGAGAAAGAAAUCAACGAGAAAGUCGAUGCUAUAGAUAUUGACUCGGAAUCCAUUGAGCCUGAGCUUGAUCUCUACGUGCCCCUGAAGAUGGACGGCAGCAUCGUCGACCACCGCAACCCUCUCACGAUACGCGCCGUCAUCGUCGGGAUCGUAUUAGGUUGUCUUGUCAAUGCUUCUAACUUGUACCUGGGUUUGAAAACUGGGUUUACCUUCGCGGCUUCUAUGUUCGGAGCUAUCUUCGGAUACGGCAUAAUUAAGAUCUGCUCGAAGACCAACCUGCCUAUCAUCGGUGGUUCUUUCGGACCUCAAGAAAACUCAAUUAUUCAAGCCGCGGCGACGGGUGCUGGCGGAAUUUCUGGUAUCUUUGUUGCCGGCAUUCCUGCGAUGUACCAACUUGGGGCAGAAGUAGGCAAUCCCAAAGAUGACUUCGGCGCUAUUCUCACAAUCACUCUCGUGUGCUCGUUCUUCGGCCUCUUCUUCGUCACUCCUCUUCGAAAGUUCUUUAUCAUCCAGGUCGCCCGAGAAUUGAAGCUGCUUUUCCCGACCGCCACGGCUGUAGCUCUAACUAUCAGAUCGAUGCAUGCCGGCGCCGCCGGUGCCAGGGAAGCUUUGAGUAAACUCAAGGCGCUCGGCUUGGCCUUCACUGUUGCUCUCGUCCAGCGCGUGGCAUCUUACUAUGCUGUCGGAAUCUUAUACGACUGGCACAUCUUCACUUGGAUUUUUAUCUGGUCCGAUUAUACCGCUACUACGGCGAUGACCAUUGAAAGUUGGGGUUGGUGGUUUGAGUGGACACCUGCUUUCAUUGGCAGUGGAAUGCUCAUCGGAAUGAACUCGGCGCUCUCCUUAUUCGGCGGUGCCUUUAUCGCAUGGGCUAUAAUAGGACCUGUUCUCGUCCACUACGGAACAUGUGUCGGUGUACAGCAAGUUGAUGAUCCGCAAUGGGCUUCUUGGUACUCCUACGCCUCUCUGAGUAACUUGGGACACACGACUCCUAGCCCCAGAUACUGGUUACUUUGGCCUGGCGUGAUGAUAAUGGUUUGCACAUCGAUGGCCGAGCUUUUUGUCCAAUACAAGGUAAUCGGAUACGCGGGCCGAGUGAUUUGGCAGAAGGGUUGUGCCAACAUCAACACCCUUUUAGUCAAGCAUGGCAAGAACUCGAACUAUUUUGCCUCGCGUGCGGCGAAGGAAGUCAAAGCAUCUGAGACCAUCAUCGAAGACCCAGCAUCGCCGCAGGACCAGGUAUCACUAUGGAUGUGGGUCACCGGCCUCAUCGUAACCAUCGCCGCCGCUAUGGUCAUCUUCGCUCUGCAGUGGGGAAUGAAUCCUGGCUUGACAAUUCUGGCUUGUCUGUUGGGUUUCAUGUUCUCUUUCCUGGCCAUUCAAAUCGGCGCGGUUACUGAUCAGACACCAUUGACGGCUGCAUCAAAGGCCAGUCAGCUGAUUUUCGGUGCUGCCACCAAGAAUAGCGGGUUCUCGAUCAAAGAUGCACAACGAGUCAACUUGGUUGCUGGUGGUCUCGCUUCUGGAGGUGCCGACGUGGCGUCGUCACUCACAGCUGACUUCCGCACCGGUUUUUUGCUGGGUACACCACCUAUCAAGCAAUGGUACGCGCAGGGUCUCGGAACGAUGAUCUCGAUCUUCCUCGCUCCUGGCAUGUUCGUCCUGUUCACCUCGGCCUAUCCAUGCAUUCUCGAUGCGGAGGCCAAGCAUUGCGCUUUCGCUGUGCCAUCAGUUGCUGCUUGGGCCGCAGUUGCACAGGCUGUCACCGACCCAGCAGUCAGCAUUCCCUUAACAUCGGGAAUAUUCUCUAUCGUCAUGGGUGUCUUCUGCAUAGCGCAGGUAGUAUUCAGACACUUCUAUUUAGUAGGCGAGCGCGAGAAGUAUCGCGAGUAUCUUCCUAACUGGGGUGCGAUAGCCUUGAGUUUCGUACUGCCGAAUCCGGUGUUCACGACGGCAGCCAUGUUCGGUGCCAUCGUGGCUUGGAUAUGGCGAAAGUGGAAGCUCAGCAGCUUCGACCUGUACGGCUAUGCUGUUGCUGCUGGCUUCAUUGCAGGCGAGGGUCUUGGAGGCGUCGUCGGUGCGGUUCUCCAGAUUGCCGGUGUGUCGGGUGACGUUCUCGGUACCAGCAUUGCUUGCCCUGCUGGCUACUGCUAAUCAUUUUUCCUUUAUAAGCCUCUUAUACCCCUGAGAGUCAGCGGAUGUAGC
Molecule: messenger RNA, 2380 nt
Organism: Annulohypoxylon truncatum
Lineage: Eukaryota; Fungi; Ascomycota; Sordariomycetes; Xylariales; Hypoxylaceae
Product: oligopeptide transporter
Exons: 4
Coding region: 113-2329 (738 amino acids)
Cellular component (GO): fungal-type vacuole membrane
Molecular function (GO): oligopeptide transmembrane transporter activity
Source: RefSeq, a predicted model, not a curated record